AUGAGGGGAGCCAGUCCCUCCCCACGACAGUCCCCCCGGGCCCUCCGACCAGAUCCGGGCCCCGCCAUGUCCUUCUUCCGGCGGAAAGUUGAGGCCAAAGAAAAUGAAAAUACCCCCUUCUUAAAAAUUACAGCUUCAACAUCUGUACAUUUCCCACAAAAAAGCACUAAAGAUCAUGCCUUGCUGGAGGCUGCAGGACCAAGUCAUGUUGCAAUCAAUGCCAUUUCUGCCAACAUGGACUCCUUUUCAAGUAGUAGGACAGCAGCGCUUAAGAAGCAGCCAAGUCACAUGGAGGCCGCUCAUUUUGGUGACCUGGGUAGAUCAUGUUUGGACUACCAGACACAAGAGACCAAAUCAAGUCUCUCAAAGACCCUUGAACAAGUCUUGCAUGACACUGUUGUCCUCCCUUAUUUCAUUCAGUUCAUGGAACUUCGUAGAAUGGAACAUUUGGUUAAAUUUUGGUUAGAGGCUGAAAGUUUUUACUCUACAACUUGGUCCCGCAUAAGAGCACACAGUCUGAAUACAGUGAAGCAGAGUUCAUUGGCUGAGCCUGUCUCUCCAGCUAAAAAGCAAGAAACCACACCAUCUUUUUUAACUGAGUCUCUUAAGAGAUUGGAGGAUUCUAGCUCACCCCAAUUGCUUAUGACUCAGUCAGAAAGAGUCAACCUUAGUAGAACUAACAAUAUUCAGAAUCAUUUGCUGCGUUGCCAGGAAUGUGAAGAUGUCCAUCCUUUCCAUCUUGAAAUGACCAGAGGAACUUACCAAGUUUCCAUAGAAAACCAAGAAUCCUCCAGACUUGUAGUAGCCAGUAGAAAUAGUCCACUAAAGGAAUUAUCAGGAAAACUAAUGAAAAGUAUUGAACAAGAUGCAGUGAAUACUUUUACUAAAUAUAUCUCACCAGAUGCUGCUAAGCCAAUACCAAUUACAGAAGCAAUGAGAAAUGACAUUAUAGCUAAGAUAUGUGGAGAAGAUGGACAGGUGGAUCCCAACUGUUUUGUUUUGGCACAGUCCAUAGUCUUCAGUGCAAUGGAGCAAGAACACUUUAGUGAGUUUCUAAGAAGUCACCAUUUCUGUAAAUAUCAGAUUGAAGUACUAACCAGUGGAACUGUUUACCUGGCUGACAUUCUCUUCUGUGAGUCAGCCCUCUUUUAUUUCUCUGAGUACAUGGAAAAAGAGGAUGCUAUGAAUAUCUUACAGUUCUGGUUAGCUGGAGAUAACUUCCAGUCUCAGCUUGCUGCCAAAAAGGGCCAGUAUGAUGGGCAAGAGGCACAGAAUGAUGCCAUGAUUUUAUAUGACAAGUACUUCUCCCUUCAAGCCACACAUCCCCUUGGUUUUGAUGACAUUGUACGGUUAGAAAUUGAAUCUAAUAUCUGUAGAGAAGGUGGGCCACUCCCCAACUGUUUCACAACUCCAUUACGCCAGGCCUGGACAACAAUGGAGAAGGUCUUUUUGCCUGGCUUUUUGUCCAGCAAUCUUUACUAUAAGUUUUUGAAUGAUCUCAUCCAUUCAGUUCGAGGAGAUGAAUUUCUGGGAGGGAAUGUUUCAUUGACGGCUUAUGGCUCUGUUGGUGCUCCUGAUGAAUCUUCUCCAACUGGUACCAACAACUCUUAUCAGUCUAGUGUGAAAAAGCCCAGUGUUAAAAUUCUGAAAAACUUUGAUGAAGCAAUAAUUGUGGAUGCUGCAAGUCUGGAUCCAGAAUCUCUAUAUCAACGAACCUAUGCAGGAAAAAUGACGUUUGGCAGAGUCAGUGACCUGGGCCAAUUUAUCCGAGAAUCUGAACCUGAACCAGAUGUAAAGAAGUCAAAAGGAUCCAUGUUCUCACAGGCUAUGAAGAAGUGGGUGCAAGGAAAUACCAAUGAGGCCCAAGAAGAACUAGCUUGGAAGAUUGCUAAGAUGAUAGUCAGUGAUGUUAUGCACCAGGCACAAUAUGAUCAACCAUUAGAGAAAUCUACAAAGCUGCCCGCACACGAGAUGACUCGCGCCCGCUGGUUGCCCAGAAGCGAGAUGACGUGUGCCCCUCAGCCAUCCGUGCUGGGGGAUGGUGUGCACACACCCCCACCAGCUGCCCACGCACAAAAUGACGGUCGCCCGCUGACUGCCCAUGCUGGGGGAUGGUGCCUGCUGGCUGCCCGCACAGAAGAUGAUACACGCCCACCAGCCACCCACGUGGGAGAUGAUGCACGGGAGAUGGCGAGCCCCCCCAGUCACCGGCGCUGGGGGGUGGUGUGUGCCUGCCGGCCACCCACAUAG
This is a messenger RNA of Elephantulus edwardii (Cape elephant shrew), 2250 nucleotides long. RefSeq names its product A kinase (PRKA) anchor protein 10 (gene AKAP10). The coding region runs from base 1 to 2250 and encodes 749 amino acids. NCBI's taxonomy places the organism in Eukaryota, Metazoa, Chordata, Mammalia, Macroscelidea, Macroscelididae. Gene Ontology annotation, biological process: intracellular protein localization. Gene Ontology annotation, cellular component: plasma membrane. The record is from RefSeq and is a predicted model, not a curated record. The transcript is spliced from 15 exons. Gene Ontology annotation, molecular function: protein kinase A binding.